Suillus bovinus is the source of this 903-nucleotide messenger RNA. Its product is annotated as acyl-CoA N-acyltransferase. The transcript has 6 exons. Gene Ontology annotation, biological process: N-terminal peptidyl-glutamic acid acetylation. Gene Ontology annotation, molecular function: protein N-terminal-serine acetyltransferase activity; protein-N-terminal-glutamate acetyltransferase activity. The record is from RefSeq and is a predicted model, not a curated record. Bases 208 to 801 code for a protein of 197 amino acids. NCBI's taxonomy places the organism in Eukaryota, Fungi, Basidiomycota, Agaricomycetes, Boletales, Suillaceae. Gene Ontology annotation, cellular component: NatA complex.
CUGGACUUUCCGAUAGAAAUGAACGCCGACAAGCCUUGCGUCAGUGGGGGUUACGAGUACAGGCGCUAGUAAAGCGCCAAGCUGUGUACACACCUGUUUACAGCCUGCCGCACCAACACGUGCUUCACCGCCCAUACUAGUACAGGGCUCCUACGUUCGCGUCUUACAACACACCAUACCUCUCACGUUCUAGAUUCUAGAUGAACAAUGAACAUUCGAAGAGCAGAGCCAAAGGAUCUCACUAAAAUACAGCAAUGUAACUUGCACAACCUCCCUGAGAACUACCACAUGAGAUAUUGGGCCUAUUCCUUUAUAACGUGGCCAGAAAUUUCGUAUCUCGCAGAGGACAGCAGUGGGCGCGUAGUAGGCUAUGUGCUUUCGUCGAUGUGGGUGAAGGUUGCGCGCAUGAAUUCAGGACUAAUUCAAUCACUUCCCAGAGAGCCAGAUGACGAAUUCCCUUGGCUGCAAGUUGGUCAUGUCAACUCUCUAUCCGUACUCCGAACAUACCGUAGGCUAGGUCUUGCGAAGCGAUUGAUGCUGCUCUCGAAAAAGGCCAUGAUGGAAUCAUACGACAUAGAAUACGUUCAGCUCCACGUACGCAAGUCCAAUCGAGCUGCCUUCAGUCUGUACCGCGAUAAACUUGGAUUCCAAAUCCACAGGAAAGAGACCGGAUACUAUAAUGAUGGUGAAGAUGCAUACUCAAUGAGGAUCGUCCUGAAACCACGGAUACCCAUCGACUUGGUCGCAGAUUCCAGGCAUUUGUAUAUGGUCGGCGAUGGACAGUCGGGAACUGGACUUUGAAAUGCAAGAAACGAGUGAGUCGGAUAAAAUGAAGAUAUCAAACCUGUUUGUCGGUCAUCAACGAAAUUGUCUUGUGCUUUUUUUGCGCUACCCAUCUGGAGG